Topomyia yanbarensis is the source of this 915-nucleotide messenger RNA. RefSeq lists its product as uncharacterized. The transcript is spliced from 2 exons. Bases 1 to 915 code for a protein of 304 amino acids. The record is from RefSeq and is a predicted model, not a curated record. Lineage: Eukaryota; Metazoa; Arthropoda; Insecta; Diptera; Culicidae.
AUGAAUCUGGUCCCCGAGGAUGCUGAUGCAAGAAGCGAUGUAAGCGAACAAGAUUUUUUUGACUCGAUCAAUGUUGAUAUUAUUGAUGAUCCCCUCACGAUAAAAGAGGAUGAAGGAAACGAUCAGCAAGAAGAACACGGAUGUAUCCGGCGUUCCAGUCGUCCCAAUCGCGGUGAACUUCCUGUCAAAUUUUCCGAAUAUGUAGUUGGUGUGGCCACGCACUCCAUAGAGGAACCUUCGACCUACAAGCAAGCAAUAUCCAGCGGUGAUCGAGAUUCAUGGAAGGUUGCUAUGGACAGGAGUGAAAGCAAGGCAGCAAUUUCUCGAGUCUUCGAGCAGCUGAAAGAGCACUUCGAGGUCGUAUAUCUAGGCGAUGUUAAGUUCUUCUUAGGUCUGGAUGUUCAGAAGGAAAACGGUGUAUACAGCAUUGGACUAACGAAUUACAUCGACAAGUUAGUGGCCAGAACGGGGCUCAUUGAGGCAAAAGUGGCCAAAACGCCAAUGGAUCAGGGAUACUUGAAGGACGAGGUUGAAAGCAAGCUACUAGAUGACAGUUCUAAAUAUCGGUCGAUUGUGGGAGCGCUACUGUACGCAGCGGUUUGCGCUCGCCCUGAUAUCAUAGCGUGUGCUGCCCUACUUGGAAAGAAGUUCAGCGCUCCAUCGGAAAAUGAUUGGACUGCUGCAAAACGCGCAGUCAGAUACCUGAAAGGCACCAGAGAUUGGAGAUUGCAACUUGGCGAGGAUCACAACGGAGAGUUAGUCGCGUUUUCCGAUUCAGAUUGGGCAGGUGAUGUUGGAACAUGCAAAUCUACAACUGGUUUUGUGAUUUACUAUGCAGGAGCAGCUGUGUCCUGGGCAAACCGUCGCUUUAGCCGAGACCUGUCAAGAAAUAAUUUGGUUGCUGCGACUACUUAA